Messenger RNA from Tupaia belangeri chinensis (Chinese tree shrew), 1254 nucleotides. RefSeq names its product paired box 4 (gene PAX4). Gene Ontology annotation, molecular function: RNA polymerase II cis-regulatory region sequence-specific DNA binding; DNA-binding transcription factor activity, RNA polymerase II-specific. Gene Ontology annotation, biological process: regulation of transcription by RNA polymerase II; anatomical structure development. NCBI's taxonomy places the organism in Eukaryota, Metazoa, Chordata, Mammalia, Scandentia, Tupaiidae. The coding region runs from base 196 to 1254 and encodes 352 amino acids. The record is from RefSeq and is a predicted model, not a curated record. The transcript has 11 exons.
UACCAUUGUCAAUGUCGUGAAGUCCAAGAUGCUCUGCUUCCAGGCAAGAACUCACUCUCGGUGUCACCUCCAUCAUGGAGCCCAUUGGAGAAUUGAUUUAGCCUCUAACUGGAAAAGGAGCUCGAAGAAGGAACUCCCCUCCCUGGUCUUCCCAGUUGGCUUUCUGUCCUUCUGUGAGGAGGAUCCACUUGGAGCAUGCAGCAGGACGGGAUCAGCGGUGUGAAUCAGCUGGGAGGGCUCUUUGUGAAUGGCCGGCCCCUGCCCCUGGACACUCGGCAGCAGAUCGUGCAGCUAGCAGUCUGUGGGAUGCGACCCUGCGACAUCUCACGGAGGUUAAAGGUAUCUAAUGGCUGUGUGAGCAAGAUCCUAGGGCGGUACUACCGCACAGGUGUCUUGGAGCCCAAGGGUAUUGGGGGAAGCAAGCCACGGCUGGCCACACCCCCUGUGGUGGCCCGAAUCGCUCAGCUGAAGGGUGAGCAUCCAGCCCUCUUUGCCUGGGAGAUCCAACGUCAGCUUUGUGUUGAAGGACUUUGCACCCAGGACAAGACCCCCAGUGUCUCCUCCAUCAACCGAGUCCUGCGAGUGCUACAGGAGGACCAGAGACUGACCUGGGCACAGUCCAGGGCACCAGCUGUUUUGGCUCCAGGUCCUCCUCCUCCCCAUAGCAGCUCCGAGGUUCCCCGGGGCCCUCAUCCGGGAACUGGCCAUCGGAAUCGGACUAUCUUCUCCCCAGGCCAAGCUGAGGCACUGGAGAAAGAAUUCCAGCGUGGGCAAUAUCCAGAUUCUGAGGCCCGUGGAAAGCUGGCUGCUGCCACCUCUCUGCCUGAGGACACGGUAAGGGUCUGGUUUUCCAACAGAAGGGCCAAAUGGCGCCGGCAAGAAAAGCUCAAGUGGGAAAUGCAGCUACCAGGUACUAUUCAGAGUCCAGCUGUACCAACGGUGUCCCCAGGGAUCAUCUCUGCACAGCAGUCUCCUGUCAGUGUGCCCACAGCACUCCUGCCCAUCCUGGAACCAUUGGGUCCUUCCUGCUAUCAGCUGAGCUGGGGGACAACACCAGACAGCUGUCUGAGUAACACCUCACCCCAAGCCUGUGUCAAGCCUUGCUGGGAUUGUCCCUCCUUCUUCCUUCCUGUGGUCUCUCCCUCGUCUGCCGACCUUGCCUGGCCCUGCCUAGCUGCCCGUCCUGUACGUGACUUGGUCAGAGGGCCUGGAGAAGCAGUAUCUACAUCUACCCACUUCUCACACUGGCCUUAA